This is a messenger RNA of Photinus pyralis (common eastern firefly), 1110 nucleotides long. RefSeq lists its product as uncharacterized. The record is from RefSeq and is a predicted model, not a curated record. Lineage: Eukaryota; Metazoa; Arthropoda; Insecta; Coleoptera; Lampyridae. Bases 254 to 1066 code for a protein of 270 amino acids. The transcript has 3 exons.
UUCAAGCGCAAGCGUAUAGUCAACGCGUUCACGGCAACCAUAUUUAGUGAAGUGACAGGAAACCGUCGGUUUACGUAAACUUGUAGUUAAAUGAUGGAUUAAGUGCAUUUACUCGAACUAUUCAUUUGAAGUUUAAGCAAAGUAAAUAUUUGGGUCGAGUUUGAGACGCCGCCGCCGCCGUUUAAUCUUACCAUUGCAGAUAAUUGCGAUAAUCUCAUUGGUUACGAAAUUAACUAUUAUACGUGACGUAAUAAUGAGUAGCGACACCAGAAGAGAGCGCGCGAACAACUUUACCGAGAACGAAAAGGAUUGGUUAAUUAAAAUUGUCAUCGAGAAUUUUUUCGAUAUAAUUGAAUCGAAAAAGACGGACGGGGCGACGAUCAAGGAGAAAAAUGAAGCGUGGUAUUCGGUUUCUCAAAUGUUUAACGAAUCGAAGCACUGUAUUGUACCCCGAAAUGUUCUGCAGCUUCGAAAUGCCUAUCAUAACAUGAAAAAGAGGUUGAAGAAGGAAUUUGUAACUGAGGACGAUAAGAACCGUUACAUAUCAAAUCUCUCUAGAGUGAGUAAUAUAAAAGGCAAAUUCAUCAACAUGCUUUAUCUGAACCCGGAAAUAUCCGUGAAAAACGAAUUUUCCUACAACACCUUCAAAGAUUCCACGGUAAUGGACUUUGUGGUGGAGCCCUCCGACGCGAAAGAGUUGGAAAACCAAUCUGUACUCAUCUUGGAUCCAUUUCUUCCGAUCGGCAGUUCAUCAUACAAUGUGCAACAGGCAAGCGUGAACGAGGGUAGUCAGGCAUUGAGCGAAUCCAAUUCGACGCAGAACGCCGCGUUUUCGAAGAGGAGAAAAUUGUGCGAGACGUAUAGAAACGCGGAGAGAGUUCGUUUGAGUAAGAGGUGGCAACUUAAAUUGGAAAUUUUAAAGGUGAAGAAGUACAGGGAGGAUGAAAAGUUGGAAGUGGACAAGUUGCGGAAGUUACAAGAGGAGGAAAAACUCAAACAGGAGCAGCUGCAAACUGAACUGUUGCGGAUGCAGUUAAACAAAUUGCAAAGUGAAGAAAAUCAGUAAUUUUCGCGAAAGUACCUUAUUGUUUCAAAGAUUGUACAUAUUAA